This is a messenger RNA of Quercus lobata, 555 nucleotides long. RefSeq lists its product as uncharacterized. Lineage: Eukaryota; Viridiplantae; Streptophyta; Magnoliopsida; Fagales; Fagaceae. The transcript has 2 exons. The record is from RefSeq and is a predicted model, not a curated record. The coding region runs from base 1 to 555 and encodes 184 amino acids.
AUGAUCAUUGGCAGGCAGAAAUCUAAUGAGAUGGCCAAGUGCUAUAUCCUAGCAUCUAUCUCAAAUGUUCUACAACAUCAAAUGCAGGAUGUAGAACUAUUUUUGGACAUAAUGCUAAGUUUGAAGGAAAUGUUUGGUGAGCAAGGCCGUUCUACAAGGCAAGAAACUAUGAGGCAAAUUUAUAAUACCAAAAUGACUAAUGGCACUUCAGUGAGGGAGCAUUGUCUUAAGAUGAUCUCUAAUCUAAAUACACUGGAAGUUUUAGGUGCCGAUAUUGAUGCAGAAUCCCAAGUGGAUAUGAUACUCCAGUCACUACCAAAAUCAUUUAAGGAAUUCAAACUUAAUUAUAAUAUGAACAAAAAUAUUUAUUCAUUGUCUAAAUUAGUGAAUGAAUUGGUGGCAGUGGAAGGCAUUCUUGGUACAUUCAGUGUUGAUGCUAAUAUGGCUAAAACUUCUACUUCUCAACCUAAAUCAAAAUGCAAAGGUAAGGAGAAGAAGGAGAAGAAGGACUUUACCAAGCAAGAUGGGGUUCCAAGAGACCAAAAAGCUGAAUGA